Trachymyrmex septentrionalis is the source of this 430-nucleotide messenger RNA. RefSeq lists its product as uncharacterized. The transcript has 2 exons. Bases 67 to 309 code for a protein of 80 amino acids. Gene Ontology annotation, cellular component: extracellular region. Gene Ontology annotation, molecular function: chitin binding. The record is from RefSeq and is a predicted model, not a curated record. Lineage: Eukaryota; Metazoa; Arthropoda; Insecta; Hymenoptera; Formicidae.
GAUUUCUUGGUAAAGUAAGGCAAUUGAUUAUAAGUUGAGUUAAACGACGAUUAACACGAUCAAAGAAUGAUCUUCAAGAUGAAGUCUUGCACAGUUUUGUUAUACCUGAUACUGUGUGCAUCACCAUUUGUAAUGACACAAUCACAAGCGUAUGUAAUGCCUUAUCCGGGCGAUUGCAGUAUGUAUCAACAAUGCGAUGUAAGUGGUUGUUUUGUGAUGCGUUGUGGUAUAGGAACAGAAUUUAAUCCAGCUAUAGGUACCUGUGAUUAUCCCCUGAGAGACCGUACGGGAUGUAAUAAUCGUGGAUGAGAAUUAUUUAGUUCACAAGAAGUUAUUGUAAAGAUACAGAAUUAUUUUUAAAUAUUUCAUUCCUGUUUAAACGAUCGAUACUUGUCAUAUUGUGUAAAUAAAAUUAUAAUAUUAAUUUAAA